CUCCAGCCCGGACAGGAGCCAGAGCCCUUUUUCCUUCCCCCUCCACCCCGCUGUCCAGGAUUUUUCUUUGUGUUGGAUGAAGACUGUAGAAGAGGGGCCGCCGAAGGGCUUUUGAUCUCGCCCCCUCCUCGGACCGGCAGGAGGGCAGCAGACAGCCAGUCAGCCAGACGGCCGCAGGAGGAGGGUGAAGGGAGGAAGCCCUCCACAAACCAUGCCUUUUCACAAGAGGACUGUGGAGCCCGUGAAGAUGUGCCGGCUGGACGAGGCUGCCGGGGACGAGGCGGCCGGGGUCUCCGGGAGAUGCGGAAGCGGCCCCGGGCCGGGGGAGCCGGGCCGGGCUCCGCAGCUGUCGGCGGGUGCUGCAGGAGGACCUGCGACGGCCGAAGGCGCCGGGGCUGGGGCCGGGGGGCUACUCUUCACUUCCCUGGAACAGGUCAGCGCGCACUCCCUGGUUUUCCUGCUCUGGCAGCUCUCUGACCUCUCCCGUUGCGCGGGGGACAUCUUCGCGGAGAUAGAGGGGCAGGCGGCUGCCCUGGGCCGCCGAGCCGCCCGACUCCACGGCCGUCUGGACGCCUUGCAAGUCGCGGCCGGCAGCCUGGACCACCGCAAAGUCAAAAUCCCUGUCUCCAAUUUAGAUGAGGAGAGUAGAUGGACGGUUCAUUACACAGCACCAUGGCACCAGCAGGAAAAUGUCUUUCUACCUACCACGAGGCCACCAUGUGUGGAAGACUUGCAUCGGCAAGCCAAGUUGAACCUCAAAUCAGUACUGAGAGAAUGUGAUAAACUGAGGAGAGAUGGUUAUCGAAGCUCUCAGUACUACUCUCAGGGACCAACUUUCUCUAAAUCCAGUUCGACUUGUGAUACCUAUAAAGAUGAAGAUGAAGAAAGUGAUCAGAAGUGUUCUGUCGAUUCCUCAGAGGAAGAAAAACUUAUUGCUACCAAGGGAGUCAGAGCUCCAACUUCAAAUGAUUUAUCUGAUAUUAACACCCAGACAAAUUGGACCAAGUCACUUCCACUGCCAACACCAGAGGAGAAGAUGAGACAGCAAGCGCAAACAGUCCAGGCAGAUGUGGUUCCUAUUAAUGUAACUGGGGAGAAUUUCGACCGCCAGGCCAGCCUUCGGCGGUCUCUAAUUUACACAGACACUGUCGUAAGACGGCCGAAGAAAGUCAAAAGGAGAAAGACUAUUACAGGAAUCCCUGACAACAUACAAAAGGAGCUAGCUACUGGCACUAGCCAGAAUGACUUCCGUGGUCACUCAAUGUAUGUCCCAGACCACUGCUCCACACUAGGAAGGCUUGACAACUAUCGAUCUGUUGUUCAGCGUUCUGAAACCAGGGAUUCCAGUUGUCAGACUGAUGAAGUAAAAGUUGUGCCCCCUUCAAUGAGAAGAAUCAGGGCCCAAAAGGGGCAAGGUAUUGCUGCCCAGAUGAGCCAGUUCUCCAUCUCAUCAGGGAACAUGUCAGUGAUGAGUGAUUCUGCAGGCGUUGUUUUUCCUCCACGCCUCCACAAUGAUGGAGGUUUCCAUAGCCUUCCUCGUCCUGGAACAAGGGUGUCCCUUCAGCCACUAGAGACACCACAAGGUGUUGUUAACCCUGCAGAGGACUUGGCUAGUAUUCUUUCCUACCAGACAGGUAAGCUGCAAGUUGAUGAGGGCCUUGAGCAUGUGAGAUGUAUGUCAAGGCUUGGGAUGUUAUCAAGGCCCAAAUCUGAGGAGUUGAGGCAUCAUGAAAGUGAAAAAACAAGCCCAGCUUGUGUUGUUUCUCCUUAUGCAACCUACUCUACCAGCCUCAUAGCAAAUGCCACAAUUUCUUCAUCAUCAGAGGUUGUUGCUAUUCACACAGUCCAGAAUACUGGACAGUUGGACAGCAAAAUCACCAGCUCAUUAUCUUAUGCAAAGACAAUGAAGUCCAGAGACAAUCUUGCCACCAGCAGUGCCAUAAAAGAUGAUCACCAGUCUUCCAGUGGUAACUGGAGUGAGAAUAGCUCUACACGACAUUCACAGACCAGCAAUGUAGCCAUGAUGACAUCCCUCUGUGACUCAGAUGUCUCUCUGAACACUCCAGGGAGCAAGGAGAAUGGGUCCCAAAAUGUUGCCUAUAACUGCAGAAACAACUUGAAUUUUCUAAGCCAUUUCCAGGAUAGUGAUGGCAAGAGUGAGUCCAGUUAUCCAGGUGAUAGAGCACAUGGUAGCAUAGAGUCCUGGGAAUAUAAAGCCUCAUGUAAUGAGAGGGCAUCCCUACACAAGCCAUGUUGUAUUACUCCUGGCUACUCUACUCCUGCUAGUAACAUGAGCAGCAGUAGUUUAGACCGAGCCUCAGUCAAAGAGGAUGCAAGUUCUGUCUACUCAGUAGACCAUGAUGGCUUCUACACUUCCAUGCAUAUGGACUCUGGACUCAAAUCAGGAAAUCUGUGCAAUAGCAGUGAUGGCUUUGGGAAUCCCAGGCACAGUGAGAUUAAUGUUUUUGAUGGUAAUGCCCAGAAAAACCCAAGUGACCGGUCACAACACUGUGAUAAAUCUCUGCCACGAAACAUUUCCUUAAAGAAAGCGAAGAAACCUCCCCUUCCACCUUUCAGAACAGACUCCCUUCGAAGGUCCCCCAAGAAAAAAACCCAGCCCAAUGGGCAGGUGCUCAAUGAGACUUUGAUUGCUACCCUCCAACAUUCUCUGCAAUUAAAUCUGCAGCGUAAAGAUAGUAGCUCCCCUUCCCAGAGCCCCUGUAGCGAUUACGAGGAACCGUGGCUCCUCCGUUCCCGUAGCCAGAGCACAGUCAGCACAAGCAGCAGCAUGGUAUCAGCCACAGCACCAAAUGUGUACUCCCUCUGUGCAGUCACACCGUCUCAGAGUGACACGAGCAGUGUCAAGUCAGAGUAUGGCGAUCCUUGGGGUUAUUACAUUGACUGCACAGGCAUGCAGGAAAAUCCGGGGAAACCCAGUGGAACAUGUCCACCUAAUGCUGUUGUCCCUUUGGGUGAUUUUUCCACCAGCCAUCUCCAGGAUGGAUCCAGAGCACCAGGUAUUCCACAGGUGUCUAGUGGACUGGCCAAACCAAAGAACAUGUCCCCAGAGAAGUCUCACAGGGUCACUUCCCCAUCUAGCGGCUAUUCCAGUCAGUCGAAUACCCCUACUGCGCUUACCCCCGUGCCUGUGUUUUUAAAAUCCAUCUCGCCAGGAAACGGAAAAUCAAAGUUGAAGCCCAAAGUGCCUGAAAGAAAAUCCUCUCUGAUAUCUUCAGUAUCCAUAUCUUCAUCUUCAACUUCUCUUUCUUCUAAUACUUCAACUGAAGGCAGUGUGAAUAUGAAGAAGUUAGAUUCGGCCAUCGGCACACCUUCCAUCCCUCCUCUUUCCCCAACAUCUGUACAUGCUCUUGAUCACUCCCCUCUUCCUCUUCCUCCUCCUCCUUUAGCAGAUACCUUGGAGCCAUCUACUGUACAACACUCCCCUCUUUUCCCUCCUCCACCCCCAGAAGCCCUUGCUUCUUCCUUCCUUCCAGCUGAUACAUGCUUUCCUCUUCCCCCCACAUCCUUGAGUGUGCCAGAUUCACCUGCUUCCUGGCCUCCACCUCCUCCUUCAUCUCUCUUUCCCUCUUCAGUUCCUCCACCUGCUCCACCUCUUGACCCCAAGUUGAUGAAAGAAACUUGGCCUUCUUUAAAAAAGUGUAGCCAGCAAGAUUCUUCUUGUGCUGUCUUUAAACAGCCUCUCACCAAGGAAGAAACCACUAAACCACCAAUACCCCUAAUAACCACUAAAGCAUUACAGAUGGUACGGUUGAGGCCUGUGAAAAAGCCCCCAGGAACAUCAGGAGCACAGCCAGGCAAACCAGCUUCUGAAACAGAAUCUCAGGAAAAUAAUUCUGUGGUUCCACAGGGACCUUUAAAACCAUCUUCUGCCUUGAAACACAGAGAGAGCAUCAAUGGAGCGGACAGCAGCAAAGACCAGAAUGUCCCUUUUAAAAACACGCUUGCAGCUCCUGCAAAGGGCUCAUGUUGGGGUCAGCACAGCAGGGCAGCUGAGCUUGUCACCCUUCAAAGACAUGGAGAUGCGGCUCAUGCCGUACCAUGUUCUGGAGCGUCCUUUGCAGGAACAAAUGCUGAGGAAGGAGUGCAGACUUCUGGGCAGGAUGAGGAAUCUCCUGGCCCCAGGACUGCAUUGCUCCAGGAGCAGCCCAGCUCUCCAAAAGAGACACAUGGCUCCUCACCCAGUAGGAAACCACCUCCUAUUUCAAAGAAACCCAAACUGUUCCUUGUCGUGCCACCUCCGCACAUAGAUUUCACAGCAGAGAAAACAACCAACAUGAAUGAAAGUGUCAGCAGCCCAGCCAGGGGAGAGGUAGUUGAUAUGAAUGGCAAAGAGGCAAAAGAGGGUUCUGCAGGAGGACCUGGUUCUGCUGAGACAGACUUUGAGAGCUUGGUGCCAGAGGGAGGAGCUGCGGGAUCCACCUUCCUUGCAGCAGUGGAAGCGGAUGUCUAUAUGGUACAGCCUGGUGCAUCACCAGCUCAAGGAGCUCCUAAGCAGGAGGAGCCAAGCACUUCAGAUGAAGGCAGCAGAAUAGAGAGCAGUGAAGAUCGUGGUGGUAACGUGGGCAGUCCCCUCUCUCGAGACGAUGGAAACAGUGGGGUGUUUGAGGCUGACAUGGUGUGUACCUCCCCUUGCCUUAAGGAAGAUGGGGGUGAUGAGGUGACAACCCCAAGUAGACCCAGGACAACAGAAGAUCUUUUUGCAGCUAUCCACAGAUCUAAACGGAAAGUCCUUGGCCGGAAGGAUUCCGAUGAUGAUCAUUCCCGAAACCAUUCUCCAUCACCCCCAGUAACACCCACUGGUGCUGCCCCCAGCCUGGCUUCCCUUAAACAAGCAGGAUCGAUACAGAGAAGUAUUCGUAAGAGUAGUACCAGCAGUGAUAACUUCAAAGCUCUGCUGCUGAAAAAGGGGAGCCGGACAGAUGCCAGCUCUCGAAUGUCAGCAGCUGAGAUGCUGAAGAAUACAGACCCAAGGUUUCAAAGAUCCAGGUCAGAGCCCUCACCAGACACCCCUGACAGCCCUUCAAGCUGCUCUCCAAACAAGAACAGGAGGGCCCAGGAGGAGUGGGCCAAGAAUGAAGGCCUGAUGCCAAGGAGUCUGUCCUUCUCUGGCACUAGGUAUGGCCGGAGUCGGACACCACCUUCUGCAGCAAGCAGCAGGUAUAGCAUGAGGAACCGAAUUCAAAGCAGCCCCAUGACUGUCAUUUCUGAGGGAGAAGGAGAAGCAAUGGAAUCCACAGAGAACAGAAUCCAUCGGACUUCAGGAGUUGGGAGGGAGAAAGAAACGGAUGGAUUUACCGGGAAUGAAAUGGACUCUAGUGAACUUCCCCAUUCUGAAGAGCAUGGCUCCAAGGGGGCCCAGGCUCCUAACCAUUUAGAUGCAAAGGAUAAGGCAGUUAGUCAGGCUUUAUCAGGACAGUGUAGAAGUUCUUUAAGGGAAGAGAGUUAGGCAUCAAGGAUGAAUGUACUUUCCAUCUUAGUAUUCCAUAUGAUAUGCACAGGGAAUGAGGUAUGGGUACCAGGAGUAAUCCCAGAUUGGUACCAUUCACUUUGCUGAGUGUUGAUUUCACUUUGCUGAGUGUUGAUUACACUCUGUGUUUGUGCUGCAUGCCAGAUCAUUGCUGGCUCUACAUGGUAGAGGAAGGUCAUAUAGGGCUUACAUGGUAUCUGUACCCUCUGGAUUAAAAGCAAUUACAACCUUAACUUCUGAAAGUCCUUUCUGGGGAAAACUUUUCCUAGAUCCUGGGGACAUAAGGGUAUAUGUGCAUUUGGGGAGACUUUUUUUUUAAUGGGUAAGAAAGUAUAGGAGCAAAGAGGUCAACCUAGGUAAACUGGAAGCUUCUGGGACACAAGAUGGUUGUUGCUUUGUGAUAUAUUUAUCAAAUUUAGUGAGUUCCAUAAGCAGGAAAGGGUCCACAGCUGGUGAGAGGUGGUGGCAUUGCUAAUUCUGGAACCAAACCAUAUGAAUAUAUAUGCAUGUGUGCUUUUGAGUUUAAGCGUGUCAUGGUUAAUCCAGAGAAGCUGGGAGAGGGCUGCAGUCAUUGGUUCAGGUACUUUUUUCUGGGGAAAAAAAAAAGAUUUUUUUUUUUUGUAAAAAUGACAAAAGUGUGUGAAAAUGGCACCACUAAAUCUUGGUGUCUGCUGCUAUGCAGCCACCUACUCACAUAGCCUUCAGUCUGAUUUUUAGAAGGGAUGUGUAUGUUUUUGAAUGAAUUUCCUCCUUGAACCUUGGAGAAAACUGAAAUGACUUAUUGUAGAUAAGCAAAAAUACUUUAGUGGUAAUAAAAGAGGAAUCAGAGUAAGUGACAUACUACUAGAGUUGGAAUUUUCUGUUUAUAAAUACAAUUAUUUCCAAAAUUAAAUUUGAAAGCUUGCACUACAAAACUGUGGGUGGAGAUUUUCCUUUUAAAAUUCUGUUUUUGCCAGAAUUCAGUUUCUGUUUGGCAGUUUCUCAUCACUUGAAAAGUCAAUAUUUGGUAACUUUUGGUCAUACCAAAGAAGAAGUUAUGGCUGUUUCUUUCUAAGCUGCCUGCAGUAUUCUUUAAAAAUUUUUCAUAAUAUAGAAGGGUCUAUCUUAAUUGUCUUGUAUGUUAAAAAAUGAUACUUGGAAGAAAACACUGAGUAGUUCUUCUUAGCAAAGAAAAAGUGGCUGAAAAUGGCAUGUUGAACUGAACUUGAGUCAUACUAGGAAGUUUUUAAAUUGAAAAACAAAAGACUUUAUAUUAAUUGGCUUGUGCAGUUUUUAUAUUGCCUGUAAAUAACUGAGAUUGUUAAUUACAUUUUUAAUCUUCCCCAACUUAGGACUUAACCAUUUUUAGUAUGUGAGGGGAAAAAGUGUGUAGAUUUAUUUAUUUUAGGGAAAUAUGCUUGUGACCCCUACCUCUUCCAUCCUCCCUGUCCUUUGAACACCUUUGUUAGUCAUGUAAAUUCAGGACCUUCACUAAUGCCUUCUUUAGCAGAGGGAUCCAAGAAGACUAUGCUGUGAUACUUAGCUCAAAUAAAACGAGGCAGCCAAUUGUUA
Vombatus ursinus (common wombat) is the source of this 7039-nucleotide messenger RNA. It is a transcript of the gene NHSL1, whose product is annotated as NHS like 1. NCBI's taxonomy places the organism in Eukaryota, Metazoa, Chordata, Mammalia, Diprotodontia, Vombatidae. Gene Ontology annotation, biological process: cell differentiation. Bases 212 to 5467 code for a protein of 1751 amino acids. The transcript has 8 exons. The record is from RefSeq and is a predicted model, not a curated record.